AUGGAAGUGGCUCUUCAUGCCUAUCUGACCACUGUUCCGGUUCCCUCUGGUGAACUCGAAGCCGACUUCUACUCAUGGACAAUCGAAAGGGUGAAAUCUGAGUAUUUCUCCUCAGCUAAAACAUGGAGGAUUAUCAGAGAAAAACAACCAAACAGAAGUUGGUUCAAGGCGGUAUGGUUUAAAGGUAACACACCUAAGCAUGCCUUCCACAUGUGGGUUACUGUACAUGACAGACUACCGACGCGUAACAGACUGGCAGCAUGGGGAAUGCUCACACCUACUUCAUGUUGUCUCUGUUCGCUUUCAGAUGAAUCAAGGGACCAUCUCUUCAUCGAGUGUCCUUUUAGCAAGGAUAUUUGGAGAAGGAUGCUCCAAAAACUGUCUCCAACGUCACCAAUGUUUGACUCAUGGGCGCAGAUGCUGAAUUGGCCGUCACUGGCUCCUUCUCAGUCUAUGCGAACGUUACGCGGCAUUGCGGUCCAGGUCAUCAUCUACAACCUUUGGACUGAAAGGAACAAUAGAGUCUUCAGGAACCAGAUGUUAACUGCUUCUGAACUCUUGAAGAUUGUGGACAGAACUGUGAGAAAUACAAUCUCUGCUCGCAAGACCAGAAAGUUCUUCAAGAACCUGAUGGUAGUUUGGUUGGUUUAA
Messenger RNA from Brassica oleracea var. oleracea, 651 nucleotides. RefSeq lists its product as uncharacterized. NCBI's taxonomy places the organism in Eukaryota, Viridiplantae, Streptophyta, Magnoliopsida, Brassicales, Brassicaceae. The coding region runs from base 1 to 651 and encodes 216 amino acids. The record is from RefSeq and is a predicted model, not a curated record. The transcript has a single exon.